Gaeumannomyces tritici R3-111a-1 is the source of this 1621-nucleotide messenger RNA. RefSeq lists its product as hypothetical. Bases 348 to 1349 code for a protein of 333 amino acids. The transcript has 2 exons. The record is from RefSeq and is a predicted model, not a curated record. Lineage: Eukaryota; Fungi; Ascomycota; Sordariomycetes; Magnaporthales; Magnaporthaceae.
CUCCUCUGCUGGAGAGCACGGCGAUCACCCCUCGUACCGUCGAACCAACGCGCCCGGGGACAAUCUCCCAGGGGCGUCGAUCGCAUCGCGAGCUAAUCAAAUGCGUCAGCAGCCCCCUCCGACUAAGCCAGGCCGCAGCCAAGAUCAAGCCACCCGCACAAAGCCGCUCUGCGCGCCUGCCGUGGCCGGCCAGGGGGACGAGAGGGAAAUGACAAAAGUCGACCGUGGCCCGCUUCUAUGCUUGUGGUCCUGCUCGUGGUCCUUCUAGCUUGGUUUGCCUGCCCGUCGAUCUCGUGGCGUCCGUUCGUUUUCCAUCACCAGCCAGCCAGCCUUUGCCGUCACCGUCCAUGACAUCAAAGUUCUCUGCGACAAUGACAUUGGCUCGGGUUGCGCUUCUGCUCUUCUUCCUUCCGGAGCUCUUCACGCUGGUGGUGGCGGCACCAGAUUCAAGGCCGGUGGUGUCUACUCCACCUGGUCUUGGAAGGCCGGACAGCAUACCAGUAGCCCCAGAAGGAGCAUGGCAGGCGGUCCGGAGGGCGAGCCAUUGGGUACGUCGAUGGGUUCCAAUUUUGACUGACCGUCGACAACUGCCAAGCAGAGACCGAGCAGCCGCCGAACUACAAAAACGACAGGACGGCACCAGCAGCAACACCGCCCCCAUCGGCAUCAUCGUCGGCGGCGUGAUCGGCAGCCUCACCGUGCUCGCCAUCCUCGGCUUCGCCAUCUUCUUCGUGUGGUACCGCGGCCGCAAGCAGCUCAAGCAGGAGGAGCUCCGCCUGCGCUACCAGUCGCACACCAAGUCGCUCUCCCCCGCCGCCGCCGCAGCCGCAGCCGCCACCGCGUCCUGGCCGCCAUCUUCAGUCAGCUCCGCCACGGUCCUCGGCGCCGGCACGCCCGGCAUGACGCACGAUCCCAUCAUGCCCAAGUACUGGGGCCCCUGGAGCAUCCACACGGGGCUGCCGGGCCCCGGCAGCGACCGGGCCAGCUACGUGCCGCCGCCGCUGUCACUGCUGGGCGCCGCGUCGUCUGUGUGUGGCGGGCGCGCGUCGACGAUCGCGGUCGCGCCCGGGUCAGACGGCCUUAUUGUUGUUGACCAUGGCACUAGUAGUAGUAGCCGUAGGGUGCAUCACCUGAGCAUGCCGCCAAUGCCGCCGCCGGCCAUGCCAACCGAGCUGGACGCGCUCGACUCGGCCAUCGACCGCCCCACCACGGCGUCGUCCCGGCUCGAGGGCGGCACGUCCCGCCGCAAGCAGCUGCCGCCGCUGCCCAGGGAGGCGGCGAAGCGGGCGGCGGCGCAGAGGAGGGCGAGCAUGCAUGUGGGGAUGCUGGUCAGGGCGAAGAAGGGGUAGCUGUGAGUCUUUACGGUAAUAAAGUCUGCCAUGUCGCCUGUUGCCGCCGUCUUGAAGUUGUGGUGUUUAGUCGUCCUGUUGAGGGUCGUGUUGGCAUCACUCCAGUACGGAAGCUCAUCCCAGUAGCGCUGGGUAAAACCUGCCCCUGGUUGUGGUUCGGCUGCGGCCCUGGCACAUUGAUCAACUACCCGACGGUCCGGUAGGCCAAAGACGCAAGCUAUCGCAAACGAACCAAUUAACCAAAUGGCACAAAACACAAACGCUUGUGUCAG